Messenger RNA from Paramecium pentaurelia, 1519 nucleotides. The record is from the annotation of a GenBank genome assembly. NCBI's taxonomy places the organism in Eukaryota, Ciliophora, Oligohymenophorea, Peniculida, Parameciidae.
AUGAAUUCUUUUGACAAUUCAAUCUUUGAACAAUACCCAACAAGAAUGAAUUCUUUGUGGAAUUAAGGCUAACCUACUUACUCAUAGAUUGAUCACCAAUUACGACAAUCUUUUAAUGAUAAUCCAAUCUACAUAAAGGAUCAGUUUGAUGAAUUUGUAGGCAGACCUUAAUACUAGUUAGUUAAUUAAUACUUAGUGUCAAAUAAUUGUUAUGUUAAUAUGAGUAAUCUGUACUUAAAGAGAGUAACUCAUAACUAAGUAAUAAUUUUAUUUCAUCCAUAGGUUUAAGGCUUGUAAUUGUCUGGAAAAAACGAAUUUUUAUAAUUGUUUGGUGAAUAACGAGUAAUUCAAAAGUGGAAAUCCUAUAUGGCUAAAUACACAAUCCAAAGGCACUUUUAGAAACACUAUAAGAUACUCAAACUGAUAGGAUAAGGAUCCCAUGCUAAAGUGUAUAAAAUAUAGAGAAAAUAAGAUUCAAGCAUUUUUGCUGUCAAAAUUUUUAAAAAAGAAAAAAUAUUAUAAAAGGAGAAAGGAGUGGUAAUAUAUGAUUAAUCUUUAGGAAAGCUUAAUCUUAGAGAUAGAUAUAAUGAGAAAACUCAAUCAUGAGAAUGUAAUUCAACUUCAUGAAGUUUUUGAAGACUUCGAAAAAGUAUAUUUAAUUAUAGAUCACUUAUAAGGAGGGGAUCUUUUUAAAAAAGUAUAAAGCUCUUUAGAUGAAUACUCUGAGCAUAUUGUUUAGAAUCUAAUGUUUAAUAUAUUUAACUCCUUAAAAUAUCUACACUCUAAAAAUAUCAUCCAUAGAGACAUUAAACCAGAAAAUUUGAUUUUUAGAUCAAAAUCUAAUAUGAUAGAUAUUGUCAUUGCAGAUUUCGGCCUUUCUGAUAUUUACAAUGAUAAUGAUAUUUACUUAUUCUAAAGAUGUGGUACAGUUGGUUAUGUAGCCCCAGAAGUUUUAAAGGAUCAUGCUUAUAAUCAUAAGGUAGAUAUAUUUUCAGCAGGUGUGAUAUUAUUUAUUUUACUUACUGGAUAAAUGCCAUUUACUAAUUAUGAAAAUAGUGAAGAAUUAGUAACUAGUAACUAUUUAUGUCGAAUUGAUUAUGAUAAACUUAACAAUAAAAAUAUUAGUGAAUAAGCCUAGCAUUUAGUUAAAUUACUUUUAGAAGAAGAUAUCUCUCUUAGACCUUCAGCAGAAGAAGUUCUUCUACAUGAAUGGUUUACUAAUCCAAAAACUGAAACCUUUUGUAAUCUACCAAUUAAUCUAAUUCCAUCUAUGGUCAUUUGUAAAAAUUAAGAUAACUUUAUUAAAAGCAGCACUCCCUUAUGGAACUAAAAGGGAAGUUAUUGUGAUUCUCCAAUCUUAUAAAAUCAAAAUUAAAAUGAAUCUUAAUAUUUCAAAAAGUUAAUCUAAUCUUAGUUUGAUUAUUUUGAGAUGGAUGAUGAUUGUAUUGAAGAAGAUAAAACAUUAUCGACUAUGGUUCCUAAAUAUCAUAUGUUAAUCAGAUAGAGAAGUUUAGAUUGA